AAAUUUUAAAGACAUAGCACACAAAUUAUAACACACAUAUUCUUAUUUGGACUUCCUUCAGAAAAUGACAGAACCUGGCCAUUAACUGCUGCGCCAAACAAGAUGUUGUGCAGUACCUCCACGUGCAGUUCUGCCCCUCUCCUGCUGCAAAAUGCAGAUCCCAAAUCAAAAGAGAAGAAACGAGCGCGGAACGAGAUGUGCUUUACUCUGUACUGUUAUCUCUAGGGUCCCGCAUCCGUUUGAAUGAGAACAGCGGGAAGGGGGGGAGAAGCACAGUUGGUACAUUCCACAUCCUCCUCAUGUUUCGACAAGAGGAGGAGCGAGUGACCAGAGACCGCGUUUGGUAUAUGCCAGACCUUUGAAACCUGUCUGGGCUACGAUGGUUUCCUGCCGAAAUCAAUGAAUGGCGCGGUCUGGCCUGGUCUUCUCUCUCUCCUUCCCCCGCUCUAGCAGCAAUGGUUUGGCCCGAAUCGGAGGCUGUAAGAAGCGGCCGGAAGGGGAAGGGCGUCUCUUUUCCCGCUCUCGGCGCGCGCGAGGGAGGUGGCGGUUGAGAGAGUCGCUGAGGGCAAAUACCAAGCGGGGUGCUUGAAAAGCGCGGGAAGAGCUGUGGGGACUGGAGCUAACCAAGUGAGUAAGGCGGGGGGGGGAGAGAAAGAGGGGGCUCAUAUGUGUGGCAGUUGGCAAGGGAGGUGGGAAACAGAGGAGGAGCGCGGGCGGGUGAGGCAGACAUGGAGGUUUCGCUGAGGGGGGAAUCGAAGUGAGCCGGAUUCCCACAGCCUCUGCCAUUUCGUCUCUCCCGCGAAAGAAUCGCGGGCUCUGCGCUUUAUCUCCUCGCGGAGAGGCAGUUCCCGGCAGCCCUUUUAAACGAACCGUAGCGCCCUGAGGAAGAAAGCGCUUCCUUCGAAGGCCGCAGCCUCUGUCGGCGAAAGCUCCGCGCGCGCCGCUUUAAGCUUCCUCAGGGCCCCGAGGUAUGAACACCUCCCCCCCCCCAAAAAAAAAUAAGCCCGGCGGUUGAAAGUAAAGGCCCUACGCGCUCUUUUUUCUUCGCUUGCCGCUGGGGAACUGAGCAAGACGGGCAUGUAGGAGGCCUUACCGGCCCCUGAGGGAGCUCGUCCUCGCGCGAAUGGGCGCGCGGAGGCUGCUGGGCCUUUUAGCUGCUGUUGCUUAGCACGUGGUGUUAGUGGGGGCACAAAGGCAAGUACAGUGAUACCUCAGGUUAAGUACUUAAUUUGUUCCGGAGGUCCGUACUUAACCUGAAACUGUUCUUAACCUGAAGCACCACUUUAGCUAAUGGGGCCUCCUGCUGCCGCCGCGCCGCCGGAGCACAAUUUCUGUUCUCAUCCUGAAGCAAAGUUCUUAACCUGAAGCACUAUUUCUGGGUUGGCGGAGUCUGUAACCUGAAGCGUAUGUAACCUGAGGUAGCACUGUAAUGACGGCGUAGCGUGGCCGCCUCGGAUUCGCGCCCUGUCGAGCCUCAGGAGGCGGUGUUGGUUGGGCUUGACGGUACAGGCUAGCACGGGGGGGGGGGUCACUUUUAGACAGGAAGCGGGGAUAUUUUGCACGUGUGGCAAGUUCGCUGUGAGCGCAAACACGUGCACAGCAGCUCUUCUCGCGUUGGUUUCUAGAGAGAAAAGGGUAGAGGUAAAUAAGAUUUUGUGAGAAAGAAGCCAUAGAGGAAAGAAAAGUGGAGGAUCUUUUUCUUACAGACAGGCAUAUAAAAAUUCAGUAUGCUGAACUGCAGGAAAUGUCUCCAGCUCUGUAAUGUAGGUAAGCUGUGUGUACAGUGGUACCUCGGGUUACAGACGCUUCAGGUUACAGACUCCGCUAACCCACAAAUAGUACCUCGGGUUAAGAACUUUGCUUCAGGAUGAGAACAGAAAUCACACCACGGCAGCAGGAGGCCCCAUUAGCUAAAGUUGUACUUCAGGUUAAGAACGGACCUCCAGAACGAAUUACGUUCUUAACCCAAGGUACCACUGUAUAGGCAUGCAGGUGCAGAUCUUUCCUUGCUUGCUUAGUUUAGCUUGCUUGGUGUCAUAUUUGCCUUCAGUGUUACCCGUUCGUUUUGGUUGCUAAUGAAUGUGGUGUCAGAGAAGGCAUAAAACAAAUCUCCCCCUUGCAGCUUUUUCCUAUGCUAGGAAUUGUUCCUAGCAGGCUUGCUGUAUGUGGGACAUCUCUAGCUUUGUCUGCCUGUGGCUCCUUGAAAGUCUUAUGUGUAGCUUUCUUCUUUGUGUUCAUUUUAAGUUUUUUACAAUCUUAAAAGCUCCUGUUUGUAUGAAGACUUAACGCUUCAGCUUGACUGCAGUCCCUAUUUUCACAAAGAGCAAAGGACCAAACUAGACAUGACACAAUUAACAGUUACCUGAAUGUUGUUGUUGUUUUUUAAAGUAAAUUGGUGCAGACACCUGAGCAGUGGAUAUGGGAGGGACCCCCACAAUGCAGUGGCAUAGUGUGUAGUUUGCUCCAAAGACUAAUUUCAUGACAGUGCUUGGUUAAAUCAGCCUCUUUACAAACUUCAAAAUUACUGGGUUGUUAUCCCUGGCAUAUUCUAUAUGUUUACUAAGCCACACUGUAUACCAGCACAGACAAAGCUUUCUCUGAUUCAAGGAACCUGUGGGUAAAAACUGGUGUAUAUGCACUUCUCUAGAAUUUUCACUCUUCCUUGCAACCACAUGGAUAGGUGACAGUGUAAUUUGCUAGUUUGCUCAGAAGUACAUUCCACUGUUUGGGACGGACCCUGAAAAGGGGCUAUUGCUAAGGGUGAACUCCACAACCACUUUUGCAAGUGAAACUUACUGGGAUUGUGACCUUAUGCACUAAAUGUGCAACAUGCAUGUUCCCUCUUACAAGAUUGCAUUAUGUAGUUUCUCUCUGUAACUGAGGGUCUGUGUGGGUUACUUUUAAAGCGAAAUGAUUUGCAGUCAUACAAAAAUGGCUGGUUCAUUGAAUCAUUGUUUCUUUUUUAUUUUUCAGGUAUAGGCAAAACCCACACAGUUUUGACGAAACAUUUCACUUCAGAAUAUAGGUAUGAGUACAUUGUGUUAUUCUAUCUUUAUACACUUCUUUAGCGGUCUGAGAGGCCCUCUUGAGGGUCAUUCUACACCUAAUCACCUGGUGCCAUGUGCUCUCAAAACUCAGAUUUUCUUCCCCAAAAAAUAAGUGUAGAUACCUGUGAGAUAACCUCAAAUUAAUUUUUUAAGAUUAAUCUGAGUUGUGAGAGCACAACUGAGUAUUAAAAUACAGUGGGUGAUUUGGCAUGGAAUGACCCCAAUAGUAAUAAUGUUCAUGUGUUUUUCACAUACCGUAUUUUUCGCUCUAUAACACGCACCUGACCAUAACACGCACAUCGUUUUUAGAGGAGAAAAACGGGGGGGGGGGAAUUCUGAAUGAAACAGUGGAUGUAUCAUUUUUGUGCUUCAUGCUGUGGCCACAGACAUGUGAUCUGAUGGUGAAUUUGGGGUGACCCAAUGCAAAGAUCCUGAGGAUCCAUGCUUUGUAACCACGUUUUUGCACCAUUGCAGCCCCAAGCAACAGUGGGUGCGUGAUUUUUUGGGCGCAGGCUGUAGCCAUGGACAUGCUGUGUGAUCUGAUGGUGAAUUUGGGGUGACCCAAUGCAGAGAUCCUGAGGAUCCAUGCAUUUUAACCACGUUUUUGCAUCAUUGCAGCCCCAGGCAACAGUGGGUGCGUGAUUUUGGGGGGGCAGGCUGUAGCCAUGGACAUGCUAUGUGAUCUGAUGGUGAAUUUGGGGUGACCCAAUGCAGAGAUCCUGAGGAUCCAUGUGGAUCCAUGCUUUGUAACUACAUUUUAAGUGGGGAGGGAAGGAAAAACACAGAAGGGACAAGGAGCAUGAGAGGGGUGUGCAGAGAAGCAGCUGGCUAAGAACGCAGGAGAGGGAUUUAACGGGAGGGAGGAAAGAAAGAAAGGCAAAAGUUCCCCCCACCCACCCAAGCCAGCCCUCUCUCUCCCUCUCUCCCACCUGCAUGUUUUCUGGCUGCCUGCGAGGAGCAGGGAGAGGAUUUAGAAGGAAGGACGCUCUGCUUUCCUUUCUGCUUGCCUGGAGGGGAGGGGAUUUGCCUGCUCUUUGUUCCGUUUGAGCAAACACAGCAAGCGGGUGGGCAGUAAGACCCUGAGGCAGAAUGUAGGAAAGCAGCAACUUCCUCUUUUCAGGUUUCCCUUCUCCGACAGGCGAUUUGAUUUUUGCCUGAUUUUUGUUCCUGCGCUCGCCCUAGUCGGUUCCAGGGACCACACAUUCACUCAGUAACACGCACAGACAUUUCCCCUUCCUUUUUAGGAGAAAAAAUCUACGUGUUAUAGAGAGAAAAAUACGGUAAUACUUAUAUGGUUGCUAUACAUCGUAUUUACUGUGCACUUCAGAGUUGCACAAAUUCUUUGGGUGUUUGCCUUUUCUGUUCCUUCUGCCAUAGCUGAGUAAAUGCUUUGACUUUCCACCUCAGUGUGAUCAUUGGCUAUGUUCACCCUGGCCUAGGCACACAUUUAGUCCACAACACUUUGACAUUGAUCCACAUUUUGCAGCAUGUAAUUUUGCCUUUGUGUUGCCCAUUCAUUACUUUCCCUAGUGAAUGUGGUGUCAGAAAAGGCAUAUAUUAACUUUAGCUGUCAUACUACCAGGAGUUGGUUAUGUACCUUCUCUGUAUUUCAGCUAAAACACACCAUUUGUGUUAGGUCAUUCUGUGUCAUUUCAGUGAGGGCAUGUCACCCUCCGUCUCGGAUGUUGAUGAAAUUUGGUGUACACCCUUCCCCUGUGGUUGGAAGAAACCCCCUUAAUUUUUUCCUCUAUCUCAAAUGGUUUUAAUUUUAUAGCACUUCAAAGUUUCGUUAAAUCUGUUGUCUGUCCCUCUUGAGACCUUCAGCACAAGAUACCCUUGUGCACAUUUUUCUCUCUCCAUAACCAUUGAUCAGGUCUCUGAAAUUUUACACAGAGCUCGAUAAAAUGAUGAGAUUUCAGAGAAAAAUACACCAGCACUCAAGAUUUUAUAAAUGCCUAAAAACUUAUGCUAUUAUCACAGUUUAUUACCUUACAAGUUCAAUGAUCCUCAGUUUCUUUGCUGUAGCCUCCGUAUCAGCUGCAAGAUUUUCAUUUUUUUCUUCCAUCAACACCAUACACUUGUUGGGAAAGAAGUAUCUUCUGCCACUUAUUGUCUUUGGGGGUUGUACAAUACCAAGCGUGUGAGGAAAUGGUUUUACGCAAGAAUUGUCACGGCUAGGCCAGCAGAAUGAAGGCGAAGGUCCAUUUGGGUGAAUAAAUUUUACAAAAGCAUCUCAAUCGUCUUGAUUAUUUUCCGAUAGCAUUCCAAAGUACCACAAAUGAUCAUACUUGCAAGUUACAAAACAUCCAGGAUACGGAUCAUCAGCAUUCACAGGAAGCUUGGGAAGGCUCCUCAAGUUGAAAGUGAGGAAGGGUUCUUUAUCAGUGCUCAUUCUUCUUGCUUCAGUUGUGCCUGUAGAAUUCAGUGGUUUAAAGUUGUGGAAAUUGUGAGUUCCAGGGAGUGUCUGCACAUCUCUGAAACAGGUUUCAAGGGAACAGCAGAUUAUGUCUGUCUUCCCUUGCAAUAUAAUGGAAUUUGGCCUUUAAAAAAAAAUCACAGAAAUCAAAAAAUAUUUUUGGAGUAGUAAUCUGCUUCUCAAGGGAUCUCUGAAGACUCUUUUCUGGCUAGACAUUUUGUAGUUCCACCAAUACUGUUGCAUACUGACUUGCCAUGACUAGUGGCAAAGAAAGACCACUGUGCAUUUAUUUGGAAAUCUUAUUGAUGAUGACAGAGAUUUAGGAAGUUGAACUUAUUUUUGUACUGCGCUGCACAGCUGUCACGAAAGUAGUGUAUCUGUUUGAUGUGAGGAAAAUUAUCUUUUAUAUAUUUCAAAACUAUUGAGUUUUAUAUACCAUGUUCAUAUCAUGCUUUAAAUCAUCAGAAACAGUUCAAUGGGAUGAGAUCAUCUUCUCUCCGUCAGCACUUUUAUUAGGGCAGUUCAUAAAAAACGUUUAUGAACUGCUCCAAAGGUCUUCUCUUACUACAAUAGGGAUUAUAGAGCUAUAUCUAAAAUUUACUGCAUAACAGUUAAUAUCUUGACCCUCCUCCACUGAAUUGAAAUUUCAGCCUUCAUGACAUAGGAAAACGGCCAAGUAAACAGCUAUUUUCGUCACUUUAUGACCAAUUCAGGAAUAGCAUUUUUAAGAGAACAAUAAAAGAUGCUGAAUAUUAUUUCCUUUAUCCCAGUUAUUUUUGAUAUAUGUUUUUCUCUUAUGUCUCAAAAUAAUAUUCUGUCUUCUUCAUAGGUGUGUGACACUAAUAUUUUGAUUGAAGAGUCUAAGGGCAGUCUGUAGUAAGUGAAAGACAUUUAAGGAGUGAGAACAAUAGAAUAUUAGAUAAUGGCAGCUUCAUCAUCAAUAGUCACAAGAAUAUCUACAGAUCAACUGGUGUUUGGUCAGCUGGCUGAUUUGCCUGUGAGCUUGCUUCCAACAGAAUUGGAUAUUGAUACGUGCUUCUUGCAUGAGAAACAAAAAAUGGAUGAUUGAAAACUCUGCAAAAAAGGAGCCAGACUAUUAUUGCAGAGAUUGUUACAAACAUGCAUCCAUACCAACAGUCCGAAAAGACACAAUUAAGGCCCAUGUUCUGAAAGUGUCUGAAAAGUGCCAAAGCAUAAUCAGAAUACCGGCUGUCAGAAGGUAUAAGAAUCCAAAGUGUCAAAAUCUCUAUGAUCUUUCAGACUUCAAAAAUAAGAUGUGUUUCUGAAAGGUAUUUCCUGUUUGUUUGAAGUUGUUGACAAUGAGAAUGUGCCAAAGAUAGUGAAUUUCUCAAAGAUCAGUGAUCCAUUCAGAAGAUGACCAUAAGUAGUACAGUGGAUAAAGAGGCUACAAGGAAACAACAGCAGAAAGUCAAGUAAGAAAGCAGAGGAAACCAGGGCUGCACAGGAACGACAACGAUGAGAAUCUCACUUUCAAAUUGUUGCUGCUGAUAAUGUUGAUAUUUAGAGCACUUGAAGAUAGGACCUUGUAGUCACAGAAGGUAGCUUACAACUGCAGGCUAUAUGCUUGUACAUUGGAACUGUCAAAGGUUUUAAACAUUAAUUUUAUAUAUUAUGAAUGUGUGUCCACCUAUGUGGUUUACUGUGAAGUAUCAGGAGCUUGCAGUUAAUGGUCCUCAGAAUCUGUUUUUCUUAAUGCAAAGGUCUCUGUUAAUGGAAGAUCAAACUGCUAAGAAAAUUGCACAGUGGUGUAUUCAACAGAAUGCUUUUAUGCCCAUCCAGAAAACAUUCUGUUAGCAGAACUAGCCUCUUCCCAUAAAGCAGAUAGCACUGAUGCUGUGGAAACUAUCAUUGCAGCCAGAGCUAUAGACCAAGAUGUAGCUUCUGUACGUCUCUUUAGGGUGCCUACACUGGAUUUUAAAGCAACUAAGUGGUAGUUCAUGAUUAAAUGGAGUGAAACAGACACAUUGGAACCUCCUUUAAUUAGGAACAUGUCAAAUACCGAACUCUUGGCUGUACAUAGUAGCGGAACCUCUUGUGCCUAAAUUAAAGUGUCACACACAAAUGGUGGAGAGAGCUGUCAAGGAGGUGACAAAAGCAAGCCAGAAUGUAGUUGGUAUGAAGCCUCGUGAUGCUACUAUAAAGACAUCAGUGGAGAACUAGGCCAAAUACCCAAAACAGUAAUCAAAGGAUUUUGUCCCAAAAUUCACAUCUUUAUUUUUAUUUGUUCUUGAAGUAAUGUAAAUGUAACUUAACAUGUCAUUAUUAGUAUUAAAUUAUGUAAUAAUAAAAGUUGGUAUUCAAUACCCACGUAUCCAGUUGCUUAAAGGUAGAAAUAAUAAUUAUUGUAGGAUCGUAUGAGUCACAUUUUGAUUUAAAUGUCAAUACUAUCAUUAUUAAAAGGUUUUUUAAGUACUGGAUUUUGUUGUAUCAAUUUGUAUUCUGCAUCUUUUAUUGUUCUCUAAAAAAAAAUGCAAUUCCUGCAAAAUAAAACUGAAUUGGUUAUAAAGUGACGAAAAUAGCUGUUUAUUUGGACAUUUUCCUAUGUUGCGAAGGCUGAAAUUUCAAUUCAGUGGAGGAGGGUCAAGAUAUUAACUGAUAUGCAUGAAAUUUUAUAUAUAGCUCUAUAAUCCCUAUUGUAGUAAGAUAAGACCUUUGGAGCAGGCAUUAGUUUUUUUUAUGAACUGCCCUAACUUUUAUAAUGCACUACUACAGGAUGCAAAGUACAAGAAUCAGAAGUCCAGUGGUAGCCUUGUACCUCAUCUUGAAGCCUGCAUACAAUUCUUGGAGGUUGCCCAGUAUUAGCUGCUUCCUAUGAUAUACUUUUCCAAUUCUGACCACAUCUUUCAUUCCUGACUUUAUUCUAGACUUCUCAUCACUGUAAUAAAAGUUUAGAACCUUGCUUACAGUUUCAGAUGGAAGCUUUUUUCCACCUCUGGUAUCUGGUUCAGCUAAAACUCCUCUUUCUUUAAAAAGCUUCUGUGCCUGGCAAACUGAAUCACUGGGGAACAAUUUUUUUUCUUUUUCUGUUGCAUGAGAUUUUUCAACUGUUUUUAUAUGUUCUUUCAAUGCUGAUUUCAAAUCUGAAAUCGAUUUUUGUGUACAUGCUAUAGUUAUCUUUAAAUUUCUGACUUUUGCCGAUAUGUCAUAUUUGCACUGGGAAUAAGUGGACAAUGACACAUUGAUGUACCCUAACCAACUUAAUUUUUCUUUAUUUUUAUAGUUUUGUAACCUAAAUAUUUGUAUUUUUCAGAUCGGACCAUGGCUUCUUCAAAAUGUGUAAACAACCCUGAUGCCUUUUGUUAUGUAUGUGGCUGCUACGCAUUUCCUCAUCAAAGACGCAAUAUAACAGCGUUUGUGAGGCGUGCCUAUAAAAGCUAUUUUGAAAUUCCCCUGGGCGACCAAGACAAGAAAUGGGCUCCGCAUAUUGUCUGUCACAAUUGUGAGGAAAUGCUUAGAGACUGGACAAAAGGAAAAUGGAGGAGUAUGCCUUUUGGGGUUCCUAUGGUUUGGUGAGAACCCAAGGAUCACACAAGUGAUUGCUAUUUUUGUCUGGUCAAUAUGAAGCGUAUCGGCAAGAAAAACCGACAUGCUGUCGCCUAUCCCAGUGUUCCUCCAGCAAUUAGACCUAUCCCACACUCUGAGGAACUCCCAAUUCCAGUUUUUAAGGGGUUUGUCUCUUCUGAAGAUGAAGGAAGUGAACAUGGUGAGGAAGAUCAUGAGGAUUUUGGGAAGGUGCAUGAAGAAAUGGCUGUAGAAUCCGAAGACGACUCAUCUGAGCAGCAAUCAGCCCCACAGCAGUUUAGCCAACGGGAACUGAAUGACUUAGUGCGUGAUUUGGGCCUCUCCAAGAAGGCAGCUGAGUUAUUAGCAUCCAGGCUGCAAGAAAAACAUCUACUGCACCACUCGGCAAAAGUGACAUAUUUCUGAAAGAGGGACCAGGAUUUUGUGGGCUUCUUUUCAAAAAACAAGCACUUUGUUUACUGUCAUGAUAUUCCAGGCCUUCUCUGCCAAUUAGGCAUUACAUCAUACAAUUCAACGGAAUGGCACUGAUUUCUUGAUAGCUCUAAGCGCAGUCUCAAGUGUGUUCUCUUGCACAACGGAAACGUGUAUGGAGUGGUUCCCGUUGGUCACUCAUUGAUGAUGAUGUGGAGGUGAAAAUGAGUGAGGAAGAUGAAGGUGGAAAAGAAGGCUGAAUUUAAUAAGACGCAAUGGACGCCUACGGACCUGGAAAUGCACGGAAUCCAGCAGAAAAAGAAAGUGACAGUGUGUGAGCAAAAAGAGAAAAUUAAGGUACAGCACAUAGUUAUGGACUAUGCCCCACUGAAUUCAGUGGGAUUUUCUUCUGAUUAAACAUGCCCAGUCUUAAGUUGAAAGAGGAAGAAAACAUGCUUGGGCAGGAUAUGAAGAGAAACACAAAUGUGAGGAGUGGGAGCAAGGUACAGGCACUUUACUUGAAGUAGGCUUCAUUUACUUUCAGGUAGGUAAAGGUGGCGGCUUUGCUGGUUGUAUUCCAACAAACAAGUGAAAUAGCUUAUUGGAAAUAGGGUAGGUAGGCAGGGUUAAGGCACAGUGGCUUGUCCAUUACAUCAGCAAAAUACGCAUGUGUACCUUUACGUCUACACCCACUUCAUUCUGCUCCUGUUUUGCCAGGGUCUUGUUCUUCGCUGUUCAUACACUCUCCUAAUUUUUCCCAUCUCCUGAAAGCAAGGCUUCAAAUCACCAUGGUGAGGAGCAGGACACACCUCCUGGACAUGAGAAGUGCCAUGAGAACAGAUGAUUUUGGCCCCAUGACAACAACUGUCUCACCAUUACUGAUCAUCCAUGUGGGGUGUAGCUAUUUUAACUGCAUAGAACCAUGUGUGCCCCAAAACAUAUUAGCUGCUGCAGAUACUUCUACACUUCUGCUUGAUGGGAGAAAGUGGUCUGCCCAGGCCAAUGAGUAAUAAUAAUAAUUUAUAAUAAUUUAUUAUUUAUACCCCGCCCAUCUGGCUCUGUUUCCCCAGUAAGAGGUCAUUCAUAGCUAUGGACCUGGUGAUUGACCUUGCUGCUAGGGCUGCUCCUGGAUCCACUGCAGCAUGGCAGGCAAUUUGACAAGUGGAUUAAUGCUCUGCUCUUGGUGCGUUUGGUGAAACAAGCAUCAGGUGGUGAAGCUAUGUUAGAUAAUUAAUAGUUCACAGUGACAAAUGUUUGAUGAGUUUCUACAUUAGAAAAAAUGCCAAAAUAAAUUUGGCUGGGGCAACCUUCACAAAAAUAUGGUCACUCACAGUUAGUGGACCAAAUGCAAGAUGGCCACUUAAAUUCUCUAAAAAUGAAUUUGCCACCCUUUUCACAUAACUGAAUUGAUACAGCACAUAGUAUGUAAAUACAGGUUUCCAACAUCAAGAAAUUAGUUUGACAUCAAACUAAAAAACAAAACUUAAAAAUAAGAUGGCCACCAGUUAAUAACUACUUCAAAAAUUAGGGUAACCCAAAUUCAUUUCUUGUGGCACAUUUUCUGUUUGGUUGCCGGAUAAUUAACAGUGGAUUGUUUUUUUCUUUUGCAGGAAUAUGUAUCUACAGCAUCAGCUACAACAUGCUAGCAGAAGCCUGUAUUAAGAAGGAGAGGGAAAGUAAUGUGUAAAUAUUACCUUUUGGAUUGUGAUAAUUACACCUUGAAAGUAAAUAGGGCAAACAUGCCUUGCUCCAUUGCAACCACUCACCACCAGACCACAGACAGACUCUUGUUGAUGGUAUAUAGUUUCCAACUAUUGUUCCAGUAAGCUUUGCACACAGGGGUUUAAAGUUAAAACAUGGAUGCAGAUUGGGAUUGAAAAUUAACACCUGCCACUGAAGUAUCAGUAGUUUAACAUGAUGUGGCUUAUUCUGCUCAACUUCUGUAUCAGAGGUAAUUUCAUGUAUAGGUAUAAAGAAACAUCUGUACACAGCAUCUGUGUAUGUUCAGUUUAAAAAUAAAUCAAUUUCAAAACACCAUGGUUGCUAGAUGCGUCUUUCUCAUCCAUAAACAGUGUGAUACACACAAAAAAGCUGCCACCGUAAAAGUUACUAGAAGAAAAGCAAAACCAAACUAGUGUUUGUUGGCAAUCCAAAGUUCUCCCCUGCAAUUAAGAUGUUCUGCCGUUUGCAGGAAAUUAAAAAUGGGAGGAUCUCACAAUUGUAAAACCAAGUGGACAGCAACAAUGAGCUAGCAGGAAUAGAAAAUGAAGGGUUUGACCUUCAUCCCUUGUUAUUCAAUCAUCCAGUUUGCUUGUUUCCUUGGAGUGGAAGGAUGGAGAAAUGAAAC
Messenger RNA from Podarcis lilfordi (Lilford's wall lizard), 11764 nucleotides. NCBI's taxonomy places the organism in Eukaryota, Metazoa, Chordata, Lepidosauria, Squamata, Lacertidae. The record is from the annotation of a GenBank genome assembly.